ACGAUUGGGAUGAAUGGCAAGCUUGAGCUAUACAGGCGCAGUAUAAAGUCUCUCUUUAUCUUUCCACUAUCAGAAUGAGAUCGUCUAUUUUGCACCCUCAAAAUGUCUAUCCGGCUGUCGACUAAUCAACUACGCUAUCACCUUGACAAGGUCGCCGGUCCCCGGCUCAAGACCCUUUCUCUUGCACGGAAUUACUGCGUGGCAAGUGCAAUACCUCAGACGAGGCCCUUAGCAAGACCGUCAAGGUCCCAGGGGACAAAGUGUUCACGUCAAUACGUUCAAAGAACAUCCGCCCUCCCUAGUAGCAUAGUCCCUCAGAAGACCAUGCAGAUGCAACGAUCAUACAGUGCUCGGCCAUCUAACGAAGGGGGCGAACCGACCAUCCAUGACGUGUUCGAGAGUAACACGGGGACGUGGCAGUAUAUUGUUGCCGACCCAUCGACAUUGAAGGCCAUCAUCAUCGACCCAGUGUUGGAUUACGAUCCAGCCACACAAACCAUCGAAACGCAUUCAGCAGACAACUUGAUCUCGCUCGCUAAGAAAAACAAUUAUAAGAUCGAAAUGAUCCUCGAAACACACGCUCAUGCAGACCAUAUCACUGCAGCCUCUUACUUACAGAGUCGUAUAGCCCGUGAUAUGGGCUACAAGCCGCUCAUUGGAAUUGGAAAGCGGAUUGGACAAGUGCAAGAAUUAUUCGCCCAGAGAUACGGUGUCCCACUAGAGGAAUACCAGAAUGUCUACGACAUCCUAUUCGAUGAUGAUGAAGUUUUCAAGAUCGGCGAAGUGACAGCCCAAGCCAUACACCUUCCUGGUCACACUCCGGACCAUUUGGGUUAUAAGAUUGGAGAUAACGUAUUUUGUGGUGAUUCACUGUUCCAUGUUGACAUUGGCACCGCCCGAUGUGACUUCCCAGGCGGUAGCGCCACUAAUCUUUUCAAUUCCGGGCAAAAGCUCCUCCAAUUACCAGAUAACGUGAAGAUAUGGACAGGACACGAUUAUCCUCCAGAUGGGCGUGACCAACCGGUACCUUGUGUGAGCGUAGAAGGCCACAAGAAGAAUAACGCGCAUAUCAAAGAUGGCGUUACAGAACAGGAAUUUGUGGCUAUGCGCACAGAACGGGACGCCAAAUUGGCUGCACCUCGGCUACUUCAUCAGUCCUUGCAGAUGAAUAUCCGGGCAGGCCGACUGCCCAAUAAGACAACUGCAGGAUUUCGGUUGCUUCAUCUACCACUAAAGUUAAAUGGGGUUGAAUGGUAGUCGUGCAGAUUUUGUAUAUAUGUAUAUUCUUGCCGCUUUGGCAAAUGCUCAUCGGUAUAAAGUGUGUAUAUAUCGAGGUACUGAACAACCGGUCCUUAUCUGAAAUUUUGUGUAGUACCUUACCGGAGCAAUUCAAUGUUCGAAGGUUAAGCAG
This is a messenger RNA of Talaromyces stipitatus ATCC 10500, 1411 nucleotides long. Its product is annotated as metallo-beta-lactamase domain protein, putative. Bases 103 to 1257 code for a protein of 384 amino acids. Lineage: Eukaryota; Fungi; Ascomycota; Eurotiomycetes; Eurotiales; Trichocomaceae. Gene Ontology annotation, biological process: glutathione metabolic process; hydrogen sulfide metabolic process. The transcript has 2 exons. Gene Ontology annotation, molecular function: sulfur dioxygenase activity. The record is from RefSeq and is a predicted model, not a curated record.